Callithrix jacchus (white-tufted-ear marmoset) is the source of this 2362-nucleotide messenger RNA. RefSeq names its product dystrobrevin beta (gene DTNB). Gene Ontology annotation, molecular function: zinc ion binding. Gene Ontology annotation, biological process: synaptic signaling. The record is from RefSeq and is a predicted model, not a curated record. NCBI's taxonomy places the organism in Eukaryota, Metazoa, Chordata, Mammalia, Primates, Cebidae. Gene Ontology annotation, cellular component: synapse; plasma membrane.
GUUCGCCGCGGGGGCGGCUCCGGGGCCUGAGUGGGCGCCGCUGCUGCCUCAGCCGAGGGGGCCGGGCCGGAGCGGGCAGAGGAGUGAGGCCGCCGGAGAUCUUCCAGACGCCCCCUGCUCCGGCCGGAAAGUGAGCAAGGAUGAUUGAGGAAAGUGGGAACAAGCGGAAGACCAUGGCAGAGAAGAGGCAACUCUUCAUAGAAAUGCGUGCUCAGAAUUUUGAUGUCAUACGACUAUCAACUUACAGAACAGCCUGCAAAUUACGAUUUGUACAAAAACGAUGCAACCUUCAUCUUGUUGAUAUCUGGAACAUGAUUGAAGCCUUCCGAGACAAUGGCCUUAAUACACUGGACCAUGCCACUGAGAUCAGUGUGUCCCGCCUGGAAACUGUCAUCUCCUCCAUCUACUAUCAGUUGAACAAGCGCCUUCCUUCUACUCACCAAAUUAGUGUGGAACAAUCUAUCAGCCUCCUCCUCAACUUUAUGAUUGCUGCAUAUGACAGUGAGGGCCGAGGCAAGUUGACGGUAUUUUCAGUUAAAGCUAUGUUAGCAACCAUGUGUGGUGGAAAAAUGCUGGACAAAUUGAGAUAUGUUUUCUCCCAGAUGUCAGAUUCCAAUGGCUUAAUGAUAUUUAGCAAGUUUGACCAGUUUCUGAAGGAAGUUCUGAAGCUCCCAACAGCAGUCUUUGAAGGGCCAUCUUUUGGUUACACAGAGCACUCAGUCCGCACCUGUUUUCCACAGCAGAGAAAGAUAAUGCUAAAUAUGUUUUUAGACACAAUGAUGGCUGACCCUCCUCCCCAGUGCCUUGUCUGGCUACCUCUCAUGCACAGACUUGCCCAUGUUGAGAAUGUCUUCCAUCCCGUGGAGUGCUCCUACUGCCGGUGUGAGAGUAUGAUGGGUUUUCGGUACCGGUGCCAGCAGUGCCACAACUAUCAGCUCUGCCAGAAUUGCUUUUGGCGUGGCCAUGCCAGUGGGCCUCACAGCAACCAGCACCAGAUGAAGGAGCAUUCCUCUUGGAAAUCUCCUGCAAAGAAGCUGAGCCAUGCAAUUAGUAAAUCUUUGGGGUGUGUACCCACAAGAGAACCCCCGCAUCCUGUUUUUCCUGAGCAACCAGAGAAACCACUUGACCUUGCACAUAUAGUUCCUCCUCGCCCUCUGACUAAUAUGAAUGACACCGUGGUUAGCCACAUGUCCUCUGGAGUGCCCACUCCCACCAAGAGGUUACAGUAUAGCCAGGAUAUACCCAGUCACUUGGCCGAUGAGCAUGCGCUGAUAGCCUCCUAUGUGGCCCGUCUGCAGCACUGUGCACGUGUUCUGGAAAGUCCUAGCCGACUGGAUGAGGAACACCGGCUUAUCGCUCGCUAUGCUGCCCGGCUGGCUGCAGAAGCAGGAAACGUGACUCGUCCUCCCACUGACUUGAGCUUUAACUUCGAUGCCAACAAACAACAAAGACAGCUUAUCGCAGAACUGGAAAACAAAAACAGAGAGAUCCUGCAGGAGAUCCAGCGUCUCCGCCUGGAACACGAGCAGGCCUCCCAGCCCACCCCUGAGAAGGCACAGCAGAACCCCACGCUGCUGGCAGAGCUGCGGCUGCUGAGGCAAAGGAAGGAUGAACUGGAGCAGAGGAUGUCAGCCCUGCAGGAGAGCAGGCGGGAGCUGAUGGUCCAGCUAGAAGAGCUGAUGAAGUUGCUGAAGGAAGAAGAGCAAAAGCAGGCAGCUCAGGCCACAGGGUCACCACAUACAUCGCCCACCCACGGAGGCAGCCGCCCGAUGCCCAUGCCUGUCCGCUCCACGUCUGCCGGCUCCACCCCCACCCACUGUCCACAGGACUCACUGAGCGGAGUUGGGGGAGACGUGCAGGAGGCCUUCGCACAAGGUACGAGGAGAAACCUCCGCAAUGACCUGCUGGUGGCAGCUGACUCCAUCACCAACACCAUGUCAUCCCUGGUGAAGGAGCUUCAUUCAGCAGAGGAAGGUGCAGAGGAAGAAGAGGAGAAGAUGCAGAAUGGGAAAGACAGAGGUUAGCAGAGGAGCCGGACACAGAGGAAGCUCAGGCACAGAGGACAAGGAGCAAGCUGGCGCCGACAUGGCGAAGGCAAGGUCUUCCCCAGAGGCACAUUCCUCUCCAUCUUUCCACCGCACACCUGGACCAGGCUUGCAGGCUGCCAGACUUCACUCCACCCGCCAGGGAGAGGGGAGGCAGAGCCGGUGGGAAGCGGGGAGGGGCUGCGCGGCACAGCUGGUGGGCCUCCCCUGCACAGCCCUGCAUGUACUAGCACCUUCAUCACUCCCCUCAGGGCAUGGGCUCAUCUCCGCAUCAGGAAUUUACCUGGAGGUUGAAAAGAGAAAAGAAAAAGCACCAA